GCAAAAUUUUAAGAUCCUGUUGGCUUAAAGUGGCUUUUUCAAGUCUCUCCAAUAAAUGUUAAUCAAAUAUUCGGGUUCGCUGAAACAACAGAUGAAAAAGCCUGUUUAACAUUUGGCAUUUAUCAGGUGUGUAUUUACGUAGACGAUAACAGAUUCAAAACAGAAAUUCAUUCGUAGACCUGCCGCAGUCAGACAGAAUCGAACAGCUACACGGCAGAAAACUGCCAGGCGGCUGAGCGCCGCAACUUAGCCGUUAAUCUUCCAUGAAAUUUUAAUAUGGCCGAGAAGUCGAUCCAUUAACACAGAUACAAAUAUAUCAGCGCUUGGUAAUUAGUUCCUGUGUGACUGAGUCAUUUCUUUGUCGCGAGAAGUUAUUUUUUUUUUCCGAGAACAUUGUGUCGGAUCUCUGGCAAACUACGAUGAAAGCAGCUCUAGAGAAUUUUCUCAAAAAGCACGCUGACGCCUUCGUUCGAUAUCGUCGAAAGAAGCUGAUGGAAAUCGAAAACAUAAUUAAUCCAUUGUUGGAAGGAGUGAAGAAACUGGAUGAAAAAUUUGACUUUGAAAUGAUGAACUGUAAUAGCUUUUAUAUUAUCAAGUCACCCAUCCAUUACGAAGUACUAUUGAAUUUUCAUGGAGUGGAUCCUGAAGAGAUUUCUGUCGAAGACGGGCAAGCUCCAGCUGGAUUUACGCUCGUUAGGCUCUCAGGUAAGAAAAUGGUGUCGCGGUGGAAAUUCUGCAGUGGAAACAGUAAUCCCAGCAAAGUUUACUUGUCGGCUAAGACUGUCAGAGAGAAACUCUUUGAGCUUUCUAAACGAGUGAUCGCCAGUUCGUCUUACCUUGGAUUACUAGAAGCGAGGAACUUUUGUGUGGAAGUCACCGACGACGACGAAGUGAUUUCUCUGCGGGUCAGCGGACACGAUGUUGAAGCAUACAGCGUUGAUCUCCUCCCAGCAAUUCCUUGUCCAGGACGCUGGGUGUUCUCUGCGCAUGCGUGGGAAUCCAAGCAAGCUGAUUGGACGAGCAAGACUUUGAAAGAAGAGGUCAUCAAGAGUGGAUUUCACUUGGUAGCCAGGCCAUCACCUAGUAGGUCAUCGUACCAGUGGCAAAUUGAUUUUCCUGGCCCCAUGAGGAAACUGCUCGAAGUAAACAUGGGUUGUCGUAUAAAAUGCCUGCUUAUUCUUGAGAUCAUCAUGGGCGACAUGCACUCUCAACGGGACACAUGCGAUAGUUUUCAACUUGAGACUAUUGUGUUGCGUAUAACAGAACAUUAUCCAGUGAAAUCUUUUUGGAGCGAGGAAAAUUUCUCCAAGCGUUUCUUAGACACGGUAAUAGAACUGCAACGAUGUCUUUCAGAGAGAUCACUAACUCAGAUUUUUAUCCCAGCCGUUAAUUUGUUUCAGAACUUCGACAAGGUGACUUUGAAGAGGUGCGAAGAAGUAGUUCGAAGUGUUUUAGCUGACCCAGAAAAUUUCCUGAACGCGUUCCAACUGUUCCAGUAUACAACUGCUUUGUAACCCAGGAA
Molecule: messenger RNA, 1522 nt
Organism: Stylophora pistillata
Lineage: Eukaryota; Metazoa; Cnidaria; Anthozoa; Scleractinia; Pocilloporidae
Product: protein mab-21-like 2
Source: RefSeq, a predicted model, not a curated record